Molecule: messenger RNA, 3793 nt
Organism: Erpetoichthys calabaricus (reedfish)
Lineage: Eukaryota; Metazoa; Chordata; Cladistia; Polypteriformes; Polypteridae
Product: cadherin-7-like
Biological process (GO): cell morphogenesis; calcium-dependent cell-cell adhesion; homophilic cell-cell adhesion
Cellular component (GO): plasma membrane; catenin complex; adherens junction
Molecular function (GO): calcium ion binding; cadherin binding
Source: RefSeq, a predicted model, not a curated record
CUUUGGGUCACUUGAAUAGCACCUAGUCAUCCCAGGGUGGUAAAAAAAAAAUACAAAGUCUUGCGUCUCCUUUUUUCCUUUCCUCUUUUUUUUCCUUUCUUCCGUUUUCCUUUUCUCUCACUUGUAUAAUUUGAAGUGGCAUUAGGAGCGCCAGGCGAGGCGAGCCUGAUAUUGGGCGAGAAGUCCAGCGCACCGGAGACCAGCAGUUUCAGUUGCGUCUUUAGCUCAGUCUCCCCAAAGCUGCUCGAAGUUCGAGUCGGAGCACCAGAAAGGACUGUCGCUGCUUCACGCACGCAUCGGGGAGGACGGAGAAUUUAAACUAUAACAUCACAAAAUCUCAUACGGACAGCCUCGCGUGGAUUCGGCAAAGCUACAGGACGGCAAAUGGGAGGUGCUCAUCACAGCUCUGCACUUGACAAGUCUAAUCUGAAGCAGUGACCUCUUCCAUUCCAAGGCCCUACAAAUGAUGAUCUUCUUGCCUCUGGACUGAGAGCCUUUUAUUUUCUGGAAAACUAAAUUAAAAUAAACGAUUGGAGCUUUCUUUCUUUCUUUGUUUAUUUUUUUUUCUUUGACAUUUAUCUCUUCUUUGGCAAAAGCCUACUGUGUGAUGGAGAUGACAAUAAUUCUCCUAUUCUGUCUUUGUGGGAUGAGCCUAUCGGAACAUGUGGAGUCGGGAUCUAAUGUGCAGCCAGGUAAAGAUGGAGUUACUCGUCACAGAGUGAAACGCAGUUGGGUGUGGAAUCAGUUCUUUGUUCUAGAAGAGUACACUGGAAAUGACCCCCUCUAUGUUGGCAAGCUUCACUCUGAUGUUGACCAAGGAGACGGCAACGUCAAAUACGUUUUGUCUGGAGAAGGAGCUACCUCCAUCUUUAUCAUUGAUGAAAACACUGGGGAUAUACAUGCAACCAAGAGGCUAGAUCGUGAAGAACAAGCAUACUACACCUUGCGAGCGCAAGCUGUAGACCGUUUGACCAACAAGCCAGUAGAGCCAGAGUCCGAAUUUGUUAUUAAAAUACAGGACAUAAAUGAUAAUGAACCAAAAUUCUUGGAUGGACCUUAUACAGCCGGGGUUCCAGAGAUGUCACCUGUGGGAACUUCAGUCAUUCAGGUUACUGCCACCGAUGCCGAUGAUCCAACUUAUGGAAACAGCGCCAGAGUAGUCUACAGUAUUCUACAGGGACAGCCAUACUUCUCAGUGGAACCAAAAACAGGCAUUAUCAGGACUGCUCUUCCCAACAUGGACAGAGAAGCUAAGGAUCAGUAUCUCCUGGUCAUUCAAGCAAAGGACAUGGUAGGACAAAUGGGAGGCCUGUCCGGAACGACUUCGGUGACUGUCACCCUCUCCGAUGUUAAUGACAAUCCACCACGCUUCCCGCGCAAAUCCUAUCAAUACAAUAUACCAGAGUCGUUGCCUGCGGUCUCUGUAGUUGCCAAGAUAAAAGCUGCAGAUGCUGAUGUGGGACCAAAUGCUGAAAUGGAAUAUAGGAUUAUAGAUGGCGAUGGCCUUGGGAUGUUUAAAAUUUCUACAGACAAAGAAACUCAGGAGGGAGUCAUAUCACUUGAAAAGGAAUUGGACUUUGAAACAAAAUCAAGCUAUAACUUAAGAAUUGAAGUCACGAACAAAAACAAUGACACUCAGUAUAUGAACCUGGGACUCUUUAGUGAUAUGACGGCCGUGAAGAUCAUCGUGGAGGAUGUGGACGAGCCACCCAUAUUUAACUCGCCUGUUAACAGGAUGGUAGUUUCUGAAGAGGCUAAGAUUGGGACCGUCAUUGGAACCGUGGCUGCACAUGACCCCGAUGCCUCCAACAGUCCAAUUAGGUACUCAAUUGAUCGUAAUACUGACCUAGAAAGAUACUUCAACAUUGAUGCCACAACAGGUGUCAUUAGCACAGCAAAGCAACUAGACCGAGAAAUGAAUGCUGUCCAUAAUAUUACACUUCUAGCAAUGGAAAGUUACAACCCCACUCAAGUUGGAAAGGGAAUUGCCCUCAUCACAGUUUUGGACAUUAAUGACAAUGCACCGAUGUUCGCAAUUGAGUAUGAAACAUUUCUCUGUGAACAUGCACAACCGGGUGAGGUUAUCCAAACAAUAAGUGCUGUUGACAAAGAUGAACCGCCCAGUGGUCACAGAUUUUACUUUGCCCUGACUCCAGAGACGGCAAGCAAUUUAAACUUUACCCUCAGAGACAACAAAGAUAAUACUGCAUCAAUUCUUACCAAAAGAAGUGACUUCAGAAGACAAGAGCAAUCGAUAUACAAGUUGCCGAUCUUGAUCGUGGACAGCGGGACUCCUUCACUGAGCAGCACAAACACGUUAACAAUUCGGGUUUGUGACUGUGAUCCAGAUGGCACGGCCCAAUCCUGUAAUGCUGAAGCAUAUAUUCUACCAGCUGGACUUAGCACUGGAGCACUUAUAGCAAUAUUAGCCUGCGUCCUCACAUUGUUAGUUAAGGGGUCUGCAUACUUUGACAAUGAGAAGAAGAAAGAAGGAGCCCCUCAUAUUGAUGAGGAAAGAGACAUUCGAGAGAAUAUCGUCAGGUACGACGAUGAGGGAGGCGGGGAAGAGGACACCGAGGCCUUUGAUAUGGCUGCUCUGAGGAACCUCAAUGUCAUCAGAGACACCAAGACUCGGAGGGAUGUGACUCCAGAAAUCCAGUUCUUCUCUAGGCCUUCUUUUAAAAGUAUUCCUGACAAUGUUAUUUUUAGAGAGUUCAUAUGGGAGAGACUAAAAGAAGCCGACAUUGAUCCCUGUGCUCCUCCCUAUGACUCCCUGCAGACUUAUGCUUUUGAAGGCAACGGCUCAGUCGCAGAGUCACUCAGCUCAUUAGAAUCACUGAGCACAGACUCGGACCAGAAUUAUGAUUACCUCAGUGACUGGGGACCUCGUUUCAAGAAAUUGGCAGACAUGUAUGGAAACAAUUCUGAGGACAGUAUAUUUUCUUAGCCUUGGAGUUAUAACGUGGAGCGUGCACUAAAGACAUUUAUUAUGAAAGUGUUAAAAUUUGAAAAGAACAAAACCUAACUUUAGAGCUGUGGAACAUUCAAUAGAGCUAAGUCAAUUAAAAUGAUUCAAGCAAUUUUUAAUAACCUUUGAAAAUAAGUCACGAACGACUAAGCACUUGUUUAUGCCUACACGGAAUUGCGGCUCAAAGAGGCAAGACACAAAGCUGCCUCCGUCUCAUCAAAUGAUGCUCAGAUUCCCAUUCCACUGCCCUGAUAAACCUGAAGAUCUGUGUGUUAUUUAAAGCAAUGUCUUACAUGUUUCCUGUUUUCAAUAUGGCAUUUGCUAUUUAUGUAUUCUGUCUGUAGUAAUUAGACAGUACAUCAAUCAGCCAUUGCAGCAAAAGCGCAUCCCAGCAUGUAUGUUGUGGGUCCUUGGAUAUUUUUAAAGGAGCCCAUAUGGAAGUGUGCCAAUGGUCAAAGAGAUUCGGUGUCUAAAUGAUCUGUGGGUCUGACAUGGGUCUGACACCAUAUGCGCUCUAUUACUAUGUAAAAGAGAUUUUCGUAAUCACACUUAUUAAAAGAAUUAAAUUCGGACACAUCUAGAAAAACGUUGAUGUGCACCUAUGGAAAUACCUGCUGUCUGUUUGAGACUUGUGAUAUCUCUUCUGAUUAGUACAGGAGAAUUUUUCCUUGCUUUUUUUUGUUUUUAAUAUUUGAUAAAAGGCAUUUAUAUUUAUUUUGAAACUGCAGGCUAAGUUUAGUGAAAUGUGUCUUUCCUUUGUAAUCUGGAAUCUAUUUAAUUUUAAUGUGGAUAGAAUGUGUUUAAAGUGGCGCAUUUUAUGUAAUA